AUGGCCAAGUUCACCUUCCUCCUCGCUUCCGUUGUCGCCCUUGUUGGCGCAACUGUCACCAGCGCUGCAGCCGUCAAGGCCUCUGUUGGUGUUCCUACCGCCGUCAGCCCAAUGUGCUACAAGCAAGACAUGUGGUUGGACCCCAGCCAGUUGAUUUACUGCGGUGACAACUGCACCGUUUGGAACAACUCUAACGGUCGUGAGCGCUAUCUCCAGCCCGAUGUUAGUGGAAUGGUCGAUAAGUGCCGUCUCUUCGCAUGGAACAACAAGGGAAACGUCGGCGCUUUCCAGUUCGCCCGCUUCAAAGAUAACAACAUCAAGGUCGGGGCCGCACAGGUUGUGGUGGAAAUGGUGAGCGCGAACAAAGGACAAGGAAGUUAG
This is a messenger RNA of Linnemannia hyalina, 381 nucleotides long. NCBI's taxonomy places the organism in Eukaryota, Fungi, Mortierellomycota, Mortierellomycetes, Mortierellales, Mortierellaceae. The record is from the annotation of a GenBank genome assembly.